GGCCAGUCGCGCGUGGGUGUCGGUGCGCGCGUGUUCUCGGCCGGUUCCUGCCGGUGUUGUUGUUGUUGUUGUUGUUGUUAUCGCACUGUUGUUUGACCCGCGGUCGCGUUUUUCCAGGGCCGUCGCAGCCGCGCAGACAUGGCCGAACAAGAGAUGCAGCACCAGGACCCGUGGAACGGGCCCGCAAAGGACGGCCUGUACGACCCGCAGCUCGAGAGAGAAGCGUGCGGCGUGGGCUUCAUCGUGGCCAUCGACGGCAAGCGCUCGCACAAGAUCGUUCGCGAUGCGCAAAAAUUGGCCAUAAAAAUGAACCAUCGAGGCGCAUGCUCAUGCGACAACGAUUCUGGCGACGGCGCGGGUGUAUUGACAGCAAUACCACACUCGUUUUACGCCCACGAACUAAGGGAACAGGAAAAUGUAGAACUGCCGCCGGAGGGCAAGUACGCAACUGGCAUGUUUUACUUGGACAAGGCGCAUCACGCCGAGAGCGAAGAGAUGUUUGCGGCCAUUGGUUUAGAGUACAAAAUCAAAGUGUUGUGCUGGAGAACGGUGCCGGUGCGCAACGACCAAAUCGGUGAGGUGGCCAGGAGCAGCGAGCCGUUCAUUCGUCAGGUGUUCGUAGUGGACGCGGCCGAUGCGUACGUCGAGGACGACUUCAAACGCCGCGUGUUCGCGCUUCGCAAGCGUUCCACGCACACCAUACCCAAGCCAGGCAGGAGAUUUUACAUUUGCUCGUUGUCGCAUACCAUCGUCGUUUACAAGGGCCAGUUCACGUCCGACCAGCUGUGGGCGUAUUUCACCGAUCUACAAAGUCCAAAUUACGAGACGUACUUAGCGCUCGUUCACACCAGAUUCUCCACGAACACUUUCCCGAGCUGGGAGAGAGCUCAUCCAUUGAGGGUGUUGGCGCACAACGGCGAGAUCAACACGGUACGCGGUAACGUGAACUUCAUGACGGCCCGCGAAGGCGUGAUGGAGAGCAAGCACUUCGACGACAUCAAGAAGUUGUACCCAGUGGUCGAGCCAAAUCUUUCCGACUCCGGAUCGGCCGAUUGCGUUUUGGAGUUCCUGAUCAACGCCGGAGAGUGCUCGCUGCCCGAAGCCGUGAUGACCAUGGUCCCGGAAGCCUGGCAAAACGAUCAGACCAUGCCGUCCGAGAAAAGAGAUUUCUACAACUGGGCCGCAUGCGCAAUGGAACCGUGGGACGGUCCCGCUCUUCUGACGUUCACCGACGGGCGAUACGUGGGCGCUUUGCUGGACAGGAAUGGCCUGAGACCAUCUCGUUUCUACGUCUUAAAAGACAACAUCAUGGUCAUGGCGUCUGAAGUCGGUGUGUACGAGACGGAUCCGGCCAAUGUGGCUUUGAAGAGCCGUUUGAAACCAGGGCGCAUGUUGCUUGUUGACACCAAAGAGAAGCGCAUCAUACAAGACGUUCAGCUCAAACUGGACAUCGCGAGAAGUAGACCCCAUUCCGAUUGGCUCAGAGAACAGAGGAUUACAAUAGAAGAUUUACGAGAAGAAGCUGUUGCUAAAGGAUUUGGUUUGGUGAGAGCCAAAUCAAUUGAAUUUAUAAGUGGUGAACGUAAAAAGACGCUUAGAGAAAACAUUCCAGAACAAGAGAUGACUCGCAUAUGGGGAGGAGAUAGACGCCUUUUGUUAUUUAGUUACUCAAUUGAAACCAUCAAUAUGUUAAUCAUUCCAAUGAUUAGAACAAAAAAAGAAGCAUUGGGAUCUAUGGGAAAUGAUGCCCCACUUGCUUGCCUUUCCUUGUUUCAGCCAUUGAUAUACUCUUACUUUAAACAACUAUUUGCCCAAGUAACAAAUCCACCUAUUGAUCCUUUCCGUGAAAAAAUCGUCAUGUCAUUGAUGUGCCCUAUUGGUCCGGAAGCAAACAUUCUGAUACCAAGCGCCAAACAGUGUCAUAGAUUAUUCUUACCAAAUCCAAUACUGUCUCUCUAUGAUCUGGAAGUCUUGCGCAAUAAUCAACACCGUGGCUGGAAGACCAAAGUUAUUGAUGUUACAUUUAGUAAGGAUGAAGGUCCAUCAGGAUUUUCAAAAGCACUCGAUCGCAUAUGCGAAGAUGCCAGUGAUGCUGCUAAAAACAAUUAUCAACUCAUUAUAUUGUCUGAUAGAUCGGCCGGAGCUGAAAGAAUACCGGUCAGUAUUUUGUUGGCCUUAGGAGCAACGCAUCAUCAUUUGAUUGAACUCAGGUUAAGGAUGAAAGUUGGGUUAAUAGUUGAAACCGGUGAAGCUAGAGAAGUUCAUCAAAUGUGUGUCUUAUUGGGUUAUGGUGCUGAUGGGAUAUGUCCUUACCUUGUAUUUGAAAUGGCCAAAACUUUACGUGCUGAAGGAGUUUUGGAUCCAUCAUAUACCGAUAAAAUAUUAUUUGAAAACUAUUGUGAAGCAAUGGAACGUGGAAUAUCCAAAGUUAUGGCAAAAAUGGGUAUAUCCACAUUGCAAUCUUAUAAAGGAGCUCAGAUAUUUGAAGCUGUUGGUUUGGCUGAUGAAGUAAUCAACAAGUGUUUUAAAGGCACACAGUCACGUAUUGGUGGUAUAACUUUUGAGCGCUUGGCCAAUGAAGCAUAUGAACGUCACUUCUUAUCUUAUUCUUAUCGUAACACGGAUAUGUUGGUUUUGAUGAACCCUGGUUAUUUCCACUGGCGUUCAGGUGGUGAAAAACAUAUUAAUGAUCCAAUCAGCAUUGCCAAUUUACAAGAAGCAGCAGUUAACAAAAGUACCAACUCAUAUGAUAAAUUUUGUGAAUCUACUAUGGAAAGUGUACGGGCUUGUACCCUUAGAGGUCAGUUGGAAUUAGUUCCUACUACUAAAUCGAUUGAUAUUUCUGAAGUUGAACCAGCAGCAAAUAUUGUAAAGAGAUUUGCUACAGGUGCAAUGAGUUUUGGUUCAAUCUCUAUUGAAGCUCACUCAACUUUGGCAAUUGCAAUGAACAGAAUCGGAGGAAAAUCAAAUACAGGAGAAGGAGGUGAAAAUGCUGACCGCUAUUUAAAUCAAGAGACAGAGACCAACAAGCGAUCAGCUAUCAAACAAGUUGCAUCUGGUAGAUUUGGAGUUACCAGUUCUUAUCUGGCUCAUGCUGAUGACCUACAAAUUAAAAUGGCCCAGGGUGCUAAACCUGGUGAAGGAGGAGAGUUGCCUGGCUAUAAAGUGACUAAAGACAUUGCUAGCACUAGACACUCAGUACCUGGUGUUGGAUUAAUAUCUCCACCACCUCAUCACGAUAUCUAUUCAAUUGAAGAUUUAGCAGAACUUAUUUAUGAUUUGAAGUGUGCCAAUCCUAAUGCAAGGAUAUCUGUGAAACUUGUUUCCGAAGUUGGUGUAGGAGUUGUAGCUUCAGGUGUAGCUAAAGGAAAAGCUGAACACAUUGUAAUUUCUGGUCACGAUGGCGGUACUGGAGCUAGUUCAUGGACUGGUAUCAAAAACGCAGGACUUCCAUGGGAACUUGGUGUGGCAGAAACUCAUCAAGUCCUUGUAUUGAAUAACUUAAGAUCCAGAGUAGUGGUACAAGCUGAUGGUCAAAUAAGAACAGGUUUCGAUGUCAUUGUAGCUGCUUUAUUGGGUGCUGAUGAAAUAGGCUUGAGUACUGCACCGUUGAUUGUACUUGGAUGUACCAUGAUGAGAAAAUGUCAUUUGAAUACUUGUCCAGUUGGAAUUGCUACACAAGAUCCUGUACUGAGAAAGAAAUUUGCUGGUAAACCUGAACAUGUAGUGAACUACUUAUUUAUGUUAGCUGAAGAUGUUCGUAAACAUAUGGCUAAACUUGGUGUUGCCAAAUAUCAAGAUCUUAUUGGUCGUACAGAUCUUCUUAAAAUGACAGACAACAAUAAUAAUCCUAAAUCAAAAUUUUUAAAUCUUGCUCCUGUUCUACGAAAUGCUCUUCAUAUGAGACCUGGUGUUAACAUAGUUGGUGGAUCAGAAUCACAAGAUUUCCAAUUAGAAAAACGUAUGGACAAUAUUGUUAUCGCUGCAGCUCAACCAGUAAUUGAUGGUACACAAAAAAGUGUAGAUAUAGAACUUACUAUUAACAAUGAAUGCCGUGCUUUUACAUCAACUUUAAACUAUCAUAUUUCUAUGAAAUAUGGUGAUGAGGGUCUACCAGAAAACAGUAUAAACAUAAAAUUAAAAGGUUCUGCUGGACAAAGUUUUUGUGCUUUUUUAACCAAAGGAGUACAUGUUACUUUAGAAGGAGAUGCUAAUGACUAUGUUGGAAAAGGACUUUCUGGAGGUGAAAUAGUAAUUUACCCACCAAAGUCAUCUACAUUCCAAUCUGAGCUCAAUGUGAUAGCUGGAAAUGUUUGUUUGUAUGGAGCUACUAGUGGAAAAGCAUUCUUCAGGGGUAUUGCAGCUGAACGUUUUUCGGUCAGAAAUUCUGGUGUUAUAACAGUUGUUGAAGGAGUUGGUGACCAUGGUUGUGAAUAUAUGACUGGAGGGUGCGCACUUAUUUUGGGUCUUACUGGUCGUAAUUUUGCUGCUGGUAUGUCCGGUGGUAUCGCUUAUGUUCUUGAUGUGGAUAAAUCUUUCAAGAGUAAAUGCAAUACAGAAAUGGUUGAACUUCUUCCUCUGGACCGCCAAGAAGAUCUUAACUAUGUUCAGUCUCUUUUAGAAGAAUUCGUUCUUAAAACUGAAUCAGUCAUUGCAUCUAAACUGUUGGAAUCUUGGCCACAUUCUGCUUCAAAAUUUAUUAAAGUAUUCCCUUACGAAUAUCAAAGAGCCUUGAAACAAUUGGCUGAAGAAACUAAAGUAGCACAAGUACACACAAGUCCAGUAGAAACAAUUAAUGAACCAAGUGUCCGUGACAUUGAAGAAGUAGUUAAUGACCAAACAUUUGAAAAAAAAAGGCUUGAAAAAAUUCUAGACAAGACUCGUGGUUUUGUGAAAUAUUCAAGAGAAACAAUGAUGUACAGACCUGCUGAGAAGAGACUUAAUGAUUGGGACGAAAUUUACAAUUUCCAACAUGUCAGGAAGGGACUUAGAGUUCAAGCUGCUAGAUGUAUGGAAUGUGGUGUACCAUUCUGUCAAUCCUCACAUGGAUGUCCUUUGGGAAACAUUAUACCAAAAUGGAAUGAUUUAGUUUUCAACAAUAAUUGGCAAGAGGCAUUGAAUCAACUUUUACAGACCAAUAAUUUCCCUGAAUUUACUGGACGUGUCUGUCCUGCUCCCUGUGAAGGAGCAUGUGUUUUGGGUAUUAGUGAACCUUCAGUAACUAUUAAGAACAUAGAAUGUGCAAUUAUUGAUCAUGCUUUUGAACAAGGCUGGAUUAAACCUGAACCACCAAAAAAUCGAACUGGAAAAACAGUAGCUAUUGUUGGAUCUGGUCCAUCAGGACUAGCAACUGCUCAUCAAUUAAAUAAGGCUGGACAUUUGGUAAAAGUUUUUGAGAGGAAUGAUCGUAUUGGUGGUCUGCUACAAUAUGGAAUCCCUACUAUGAAACUAUCUAAAGAAGUUGUACAAAGACGAGUUAAACUUCUAGAAGAUGAAGGAGUGGUUUUCCAUACUAAUGUCAGCGUUGGAAAGGAUUAUUUAGCUAAAGAACUCUUGGAUCAAUUUGAUGCAGUUGUUCUAUGCACAGGUGCUACAUGGCCAAGAGAUCUCCCCAUACCUGGUCGUCAUCUGGAAGGCAUAUACUUUGCCAUGAAUUUCUUGGAAUCUUCUCAAAAGAAACAACUUGGUGGACCUACAGACUUACCCCUAUUAGCAAGAGAUAAAGACAUAAUAAUUAUUGGUGGUGGUGAUACUGGUUGUGAUUGUAUUGCUACUUCAUUAAGACAGCGAGCAAGAUCUAUUACAUCAUUUGAAAUUCUCCCUGAACCGCCAAAAACUAGGGGACGAGAUAAUCCUUGGCCACAAUUUCCUAGAGUAUUCAAGGUAGAUUAUGGUCAUGAGGAAGUUAAAAUUAAAUAUGGAAAAGAUCCUAGACAAUUUUGUAUUUUAAGCAAGGAAUUCAUUGAUGAUGGAAAUGGUCAUGUUAGUGGUAUCAAAACAGUUACUGUAAGUUGGACUAAGGAUGAGGCUGGAAGAUGGAAAAUGGAAGAAGUACCAGACUCUGAACAAAUUUUCAAAUGUGACAUGGUCCUUUUGGCGAUGGGAUUCCUUGGUCCUGAGCGUACAAUUGUCAAUGAACUGUCAUUGGCUCUUGAUCCAAGAUCCAAUUUUCAAACACCGUCUGGCCGUUAUGCUACAUCCAUUCCUAAAGUGUUUGCUGCAGGAGAUUGCCAUCGUGGUCAGUCAUUAGUCGUUUGGGCAAUAUCUGAAGGACGCCAAGCAGCUAGAGAAGUUGACGCAUUCCUUAUGGAGCAGUCCGUAUUACCUGGACCGGGUGGUGUGAUAUCUAUUCAAACAUUGAGUGCAUAAACUGGCACAUGUAAUUAUUGGUCAAAUGAAGUAAAAAUUACGUUGGCUCUUAAAUAUAGCAUCGUAACAUUACAGUAA
Molecule: messenger RNA, 6447 nt
Organism: Sipha flava (yellow sugarcane aphid)
Lineage: Eukaryota; Metazoa; Arthropoda; Insecta; Hemiptera; Aphididae
Product: glutamate synthase [NADH], amyloplastic
Exons: 27
Coding region: 139-6369 (2076 amino acids)
Molecular function (GO): FMN binding; iron ion binding; iron-sulfur cluster binding
Source: RefSeq, a predicted model, not a curated record